UCAUUUCAUCACAGCUAAAUAGAAAUUAAUACUUUUUAUUGUCUUUUGCAACUCUAGCAUUUUGAGUGAGAGACAAAGUGCUAGAAAUUUGCAAUUAAAUAAAAUAUUUUGCUAGAAACAGUAAAAAAAGAAAGAAAAAUGGCGGGUAUUUCUGGUCAUUGGGCUUUUGCUUUUGGUAUCCUUGGUAACAUUAUCUCGUUCAUUGUGUUCCUUUCUCCAAUACCAACGUUUUAUAAAAUUUACAAGAAGAAAUCAACAGAAGGGUACCAAUCAAUUCCAUACGUGGUUGCUCUCUUUAGUUCCAUGCUUUGGAUUUACUAUGCAUUAUUGAAGACCAACACAACACUUCUCAUCACUAUUAACUCAUUUGGUGUCUUCAUUGAAACUAUCUACGUUGGUUUCUACCUUUUCUAUGCACCAAAGAAAGACAGGGUCCAAACUAUAAAAAUGCUGAUGUUAUCAGUGGUUGGUGGAUUUGGUGCAAUAGUGCUAGUUACUGAAUUUCUAUUCAAAGGAGUCGUUCGUGGACAAGUUGUUGGAUGGAUUUGCCUUAUUUUCUCGUUAUGUGUAUUUGUUGCACCCUUAGGCAUUGUGAGACAAGUUAUUAAAACAAAGAGCGUGGAAUACAUGCCAUUACUUCUAUCGAUUUUUCUCACAUUAAGUGCUGUUGUGUGGUUCUUCUAUGGUCUUUUACUAAAAGACAUUAACAUUGCCGCUCCAAAUGUAUUGGGAUUUAUUUUUGGUAUUCUCCAAAUUGUUUUGUAUGUAAUAUACAACAAAAAAGAGAAGGUCAUUCUAAAGGAACAGAAACUUCCAGAAAUACAAAAGGCAGCCGUAAUUGUGUCUGAUGAUAACACAAAUGUUAAUAAGAAGCUUCCAGAACUUACACAGGAACAAAUUAUUGACAUAGUGAGGCUUGCUGGUUUACUAGCUAAUACAGAUAAAGUACAAGUAGCCACGUGUCCACAUGAUCAUGCUAAUUGUGGAGUUAAAGCAACUCCUAAUGUAGAAAACAUGCCCAAGCUGCAAACUGUGGAAGCCAGCUAAUUAAUUAACAAGUUCAUUAGUAGAAUUUCAUUUGUGGAUUUGGCAUUAAUUUCUUUGUUUUGGCUUUUUAUAAUAGUACUCAUGUGUUAUUAUUUGUAUGUAAACAAAGUUAUUUCUAGUUUCUGUAAGUUUUUCUUUGCAUAAUGUGCUAUAGUACUAUUCAUUAAGGAAUAAAAUGGUUACCAUUAAAUUAA
This is a messenger RNA of Solanum pennellii, 1241 nucleotides long. RefSeq names its product bidirectional sugar transporter N3-like. The transcript is spliced from 6 exons. Gene Ontology annotation, molecular function: sugar transmembrane transporter activity. Gene Ontology annotation, biological process: carbohydrate transport. Gene Ontology annotation, cellular component: membrane. Lineage: Eukaryota; Viridiplantae; Streptophyta; Magnoliopsida; Solanales; Solanaceae. The record is from RefSeq and is a predicted model, not a curated record. The coding region runs from base 139 to 1047 and encodes 302 amino acids.